UCUUUUUGAUGACGUAACGCAGCGCGCCCCAUGCAUUCCCGUCUCACACAAGACGCACGUUGUUCGUUGAGCGUACGAAAGUGUUUACGACAUUUUCUUAUAUCUCUUUGUUUGUCACUAUUUAAACAAAGGAGUUUUUUUUGUCCUCCGUGAAGCACACGCCGAGAGGACGGUUCACAUUUCUACAGAGAUCGGAAGCACCACUUGCAGUAAUGGCUGAAUCAGACGUGAAUCCUAAAGCUUAUCCUCUGGCUGAUGCCACACUUUCCAAAACAAUAUUGGACCUUGUGCAACAGGCAUCCAAUUACAAACAAUUGAGAAAAGGGGCCAAUGAAGCCACCAAAACUCUGAACCGUGGAAUCUCCGAGUUUAUUGUGAUGGCUGCAGAUGCUGAACCUCUGGAGAUCAUCCUUCAUCUGCCUCUGCUAUGCGAGGACAAGAAUGUCCCGUACGUGUUUGUGCGCUCCAAGCAGGCCUUGGGUCGAGCGUGCGGGGUCUCCAGGCCCGUCAUUGCCACAUCUGUCACUAUUAAGGAAGGUUCUCAGCUCAAGCCCCAGAUUCAGUCUGUGCAGAUGGCCAUUGAGAGACUUCUCGUCUGAGAUCAUUGACACAUGCUUGUUUUUAAGUUGUAAAGUACAACUUUACAUUUUGAACUAUGAAUAUAUUUCUCUAUAUGCUGAACUUAAGGGUUCUGAAGAUUUAAAGUGUUUCGUUCUUACUCAUUCUGCUGUUGUUGUUGAGCAUGUGUGUAUUUAACAAACAGCAAGACGAUUCUUUGUUUUGUAAUUUCUUUUUUUUUGUGCAGCAUUUAAAACAAUAGUUUAUAUCAUUUAUUCUGUAUCAUUUACACACUUGCAAUUAAAGAGAUACUCCAUA
Messenger RNA from Triplophysa rosa, 876 nucleotides. It is a transcript of the gene snu13a, whose product is annotated as SNU13 homolog, small nuclear ribonucleoprotein a (U4/U6.U5). Gene Ontology annotation, molecular function: RNA binding. The transcript is spliced from 3 exons. NCBI's taxonomy places the organism in Eukaryota, Metazoa, Chordata, Actinopteri, Cypriniformes, Nemacheilidae. The record is from RefSeq and is a predicted model, not a curated record. Gene Ontology annotation, biological process: mRNA splicing, via spliceosome; maturation of SSU-rRNA; ribosome biogenesis. Gene Ontology annotation, cellular component: U4/U6 x U5 tri-snRNP complex; box C/D methylation guide snoRNP complex; precatalytic spliceosome. The coding region runs from base 213 to 599 and encodes 128 amino acids.